Messenger RNA from Elaeis guineensis (African oil palm), 953 nucleotides. RefSeq names its product protein yippee-like At4g27745. NCBI's taxonomy places the organism in Eukaryota, Viridiplantae, Streptophyta, Magnoliopsida, Arecales, Arecaceae. The record is from RefSeq and is a predicted model, not a curated record.
CCCUAAUGGGUUUCCAAUGUUAUUCACUUUUUUUUUUUUUUUUAAACGUAACUUAAUCUGUUAAUUGAUGCCUGAGUGAUGUUCUGAUGUAUAGUCCACCCUUCCAGUUAGCCUUUGUAACUAUCAGUUUUUAAUAUUUUGUGAACAAUCCAUUGCUGGUUUGGUUUGUAACUCCUGCUUGUUAUUCUAUAGAGUUUUGUAGUGGUUAAUUAACCUAUUCUCUGUCUCCCUUAUCAUCUGGGUCUCUGCUGGCCGUGUUUUGUUUUGGAUUAUAAUUGUUGUCUCCAUGGCGUCAGCGAUCGGAUAAUGGGCGGCCAGUUUUGUUGUCGGUAGGAAGGGGGCAGGAAGAGGAAGCGAUUGAAGUAUCUUAGAGUUUGAGUUGAAGGCGAGACGGGCUGAUGGCUGAAGUAGUUGGGCCUAGAUUAUACAGCUGUUACAAUUGUCGAAACAAUGUUGCCCUUCAUGAUGAUAUCAUUUCCAAAGCUUUUCAGGGGAGAAAUGGGCGCGCGUUUCUGUUUUCUCACACAACGAAUGUAGUUGUGGGGCCAAAGGAGGAUAGGCAGCUCAUGACAGGUUUGCAUACAGUCGCUGAUAUCUACUGCUGUGAUUGUCAUGAAGUGUUGGGCUGGAAGUAUGAAAGAGCAUAUGAGGAGACACAGAAGUACAAAGAAGGGAAGUUUAUUCUUGAGAAGUCAAAGAUUGUGAAGGAGAACUGGUAGCUCCCACCUGUGGGCGCUGUGUUGGCAGAACUUCUGAAUGCAAGUGCCUUUCUCUUGUGACAUGAUCCUUUUGAGUGAUUUCAUGUUUCCAAAUAUUCAUCUUGUACAAAAUGGUUCAAUGAAAGUUCCAGGGCUGCUUCUUGUCAUAUCUUGCUGCCAUGCCAAUGCCAUUUGUAGAGAGUAUGUACUGGAAACUGUUAUUCUUCGUUUGAAUAAAUCACAAGUUCAUGCAUA